CUUCCCGCUUUCCCCGGAGAAACAUGGCCGGGAGCAGCGAGGAGGCGCCAGACUCCCGGCGAGGCGUCGUGGUUAUGGAUGAUUGGUCAGGGUAUGACUUGAAUUUGUUCACAUACCCACAGCACUAUUAUGGAGAUUUGGAAUAUGUCCUCAUACCUCAUGGCAUCAUUGUGGACAGAAUUGAGCGUCUGGCUAAGGAUAUUAUGAAUGACAUAGGAUAUUGUGACAUUAUGGUCCUGUGUGUGCUUAAAGGAGGUUACAAAUUCUGUGCUGAUCUUGUAGAACACCUUAAGAACAUCAGCCGAAAUUCAGAUCGAUUUGUCUCUAUGAAGGUUGAUUUCAUCAGACUAAAAAGUUACAAGAAUGACCAAUCCGUGGGUGAGAUGCAGAUAAUUGGAGGCGAUGAUCUUUCAACCCUGGCUGGAAAGAAUGUCCUCAUCGUUGAGGAUGUUGUUGGAACUGGGAGGACCAUGAAAGCACUGCUCAGUAGCAUAGAGAAAUACAAGCCCAACAUGAUCAAGGUGGCCAGUUUAUUGGUCAAGAGAACACCCAGAAGUGAUGGCUUCAGACCUGACUACACUGGAUUUGAGAUUCCAAACUUAUUCGUGGUGGGAUAUGCCUUAGAUUACAACGAAUACUUCAGAGAUCUGAAUCAUAUAUGUGUGAUCAAUGAACAUGGUAAAGAAAAAUAUCGAGUGUAA
Cynocephalus volans (Philippine flying lemur) is the source of this 701-nucleotide messenger RNA. RefSeq names its product phosphoribosyl transferase domain containing 1 (gene PRTFDC1). Gene Ontology annotation, biological process: purine ribonucleoside salvage. Gene Ontology annotation, molecular function: hypoxanthine phosphoribosyltransferase activity. The record is from RefSeq and is a predicted model, not a curated record. Gene Ontology annotation, cellular component: cytosol. The transcript has 9 exons. The coding region runs from base 24 to 701 and encodes 225 amino acids. NCBI's taxonomy places the organism in Eukaryota, Metazoa, Chordata, Mammalia, Dermoptera, Cynocephalidae.